Molecule: messenger RNA, 4776 nt
Organism: Ailuropoda melanoleuca (giant panda)
Lineage: Eukaryota; Metazoa; Chordata; Mammalia; Carnivora; Ursidae
Gene: SLC8A2
Product: solute carrier family 8 member A2
Exons: 10
Coding region: 174-2939 (921 amino acids)
Biological process (GO): sodium ion transmembrane transport; cell communication; calcium ion import across plasma membrane
Cellular component (GO): axon; postsynapse; sarcolemma
Molecular function (GO): calcium:sodium antiporter activity
Source: RefSeq, a predicted model, not a curated record
CCCUCCUCCCUGGCUCUCCCUCUCAGUCUCCAGCUUUUCUCUCUCUCUCUCUGUCUCUCUGUCUCUCUCUCUCUCUCUCUCUCUCUCUGUCGGGCGGGCGGAGUCGCCCACCACUGCCAGCCCAGUGCUGGGGGCCCUGCUCCAGACUGCAGCUGCAGGACCCAACACCCUCCAUGGCUCCCCUGGCCUUAGUGGGGUUUGCACUCCUCCUGGGGACGCCCCCGUGCUCAGGGGCGGCCACCCCAACCCCCUCCCUGCCGCCUCCCCCGGCCAAUGACAGUGAUACCAGCACAGGGGGCUGCCAGGGCUCCAACCGCUGCCAACCGGGGGUCCUGCUGCCCGUUUGGGAGCCCGAUGACCCGUCGCUGGGUGACAAGGCGGCGCGAGCUGUGGUCUACUUCGUGGCCAUGGUUUACAUGUUCCUGGGCGUGUCCAUCAUCGCUGACCGCUUCAUGGCAUCCAUCGAGGUCAUCACAUCAAAGGAGAAGGAGAUCACCAUCACCAAGGCCAACGGUGAGACCAGCGUGGGCACCGUCCGCAUCUGGAACGAGACGGUGUCAAACCUCACGCUCAUGGCCCUGGGCUCCUCAGCCCCUGAGAUCCUGCUGUCUGUCAUCGAGGUCUGCGGCCACAACUUCCAGGCAGGCGAGCUGGGUCCGGGCACCAUCGUGGGCAGUGCUGCCUUCAACAUGUUUGUGGUCAUUGCCGUGUGCAUCUAUGUCAUCCCAGCCGGUGAGAGCCGCAAGAUCAAGCAUCUGAGAGUCUUCUUUGUCACUGCCUCUUGGAGUAUCUUCGCCUACGUCUGGCUUUAUCUCAUCCUUGCUGUCUUUUCCCCGGGUGUGGUCCAGGUGUGGGAGGCGCUGCUGACCCUCGUCUUCUUCCCGGUGUGCGUGGUGUUCGCCUGGAUGGCCGACAAGCGGCUGCUCUUCUACAAGUACGUGUACAAGCGCUACCGCACCGACCCGCGCAGCGGCAUCAUCAUCGGCGCCGAGGGCGACCCCCCCAAGAGCAUCGAGCUGGACGGCACGUUCGUGGGCGCCGAGGUGCCGGGCGAGCUGGGCGGCCUGGGCCCGGGCCCCGCCGAGGCCCGCGAGCUGGACGCCAGCCGCCGCGAGGUCAUCCAGAUCCUCAAGGACCUCAAGCAGAAGCACCCGGACAAGGACCUGGAGCAGCUGGUGGGCAUCGCCAACUACUACGCGCUGCUGCACCAGCAGAAGAGCCGCGCCUUCUACCGCAUCCAGGCCACGCGGCUGAUGACGGGCGCGGGCAACGUGCUGCGGCGACACGCGGUGGACGCGUCGCGCAGGGCCUCCCCAUCCGAGGGCCCUGGCGAGGACGAGGACGACGGCGCCAGCCGCAUCUUCUUCGAGCCCAGCCUCUACCACUGCCUGGAGAACUGCGGCUCCGUGCUGCUGUCCGUCACCUGCCAAGGCGGGGAGGGCAACAGCACCUUCUACGUGGACUACCGCACCGAGGACGGCUCCGCCAAGGCCGGCUCCGACUACGAGUACAGCGAGGGCACGCUGGUGUUCAAGCCAGGCGAGACACAGAAGGAGCUACGCAUCGGCAUCAUCGACGACGACAUCUUUGAGGAGGACGAACACUUCUUCGUGCGGCUGCUGAACCUGCGCGUAGGGGACGCGCAGGGCAUGUUCGAGCCCGACGGCGGCGGGCGGCCCAAGGGACGGCUGGUGGCGCCACUGCUGGCCACCGUCACCAUCCUGGACGACGACCACGCGGGCAUCUUCUCCUUCCAGGACCGCCUGCUGCACGUGAGCGAGUGCAUGGGCACCGUGGACGUGCGCGUCGUGCGCAGCUCGGGCGCGCGGGGCACCGUGCGCCUCCCGUACCGCACGGUGGACGGCACGGCGCGCGGCGGCGGCGUGCACUACGAGGACGCGUGCGGCGAGCUCGAGUUCGGCGACGACGAGACCAUGAAAACUCUUCAGGUAAAGAUAGUUGAUGACGAGGAAUAUGAGAAAAAGGAUAAUUUCUUCAUCGAGCUGGGCCAGCCGCAGUGGCUUAAGCGAGGGAUUUCAGCUCUGCUGCUCAAUCAAGGCGAUGGGGACAGGAAGCUGACAGCCGAGGAGGAGGAGGCCCGGAGGAUAGCAGAGAUGGGCAAGCCAGUUCUUGGGGAAAACUGCCGGCUGGAAGUCAUCAUCGAGGAGUCAUAUGAUUUUAAGAACACGGUGGAUAAACUCAUCAAGAAAACCAACUUGGCUUUGGUGAUUGGGACCCAUUCCUGGAGGGAACAGUUUUUAGAGGCUGUUACGGUGAGCGCAGGGGACGAGGAGGAGGAGGAGGACGGGUCCCGGGAGGAACGGCUGCCUUCCUGCUUUGACUACGUCAUGCACUUCCUGACGGUGUUCUGGAAGGUGCUAUUCGCCUGUGUGCCCCCCACCGAGUAUUGCCACGGCUGGGCCUGCUUCGGCGUCUGCAUCCUGGUCAUCGGCCUGCUCACCGCGCUCAUCGGGGACCUGGCCUCCCACUUUGGCUGCACCGUUGGCCUCAAGGACUCUGUCAACGCUGUAGUCUUCGUGGCCCUGGGCACCUCCAUCCCCGACACGUUCGCCAGCAAGGUAGCGGCGCUGCAGGACCAGUGCGCGGACGCGUCCAUCGGCAACGUGACGGGCUCCAACGCCGUGAACGUGUUCCUGGGCCUGGGCGUGGCCUGGUCGGUGGCUGCCGUGUACUGGGCGGUGCAAGGCCGCCCGUUCGAGGUGCGCACCGGCACGCUGGCCUUCUCCGUCACGCUCUUCACCGUCUUCGCCUUCGUGGGCAUCGCCGUGCUGCUGUACCGGCGCCGGCCGCACAUCGGGGGCGAGCUGGGCGGCCCGCGCGGCCCCAAGCUCGCCACCACCGCGCUCUUCCUGGGCCUCUGGUUCCUCUACAUCCUCUUCGCCAGCCUCGAGGCUUACUGCCACAUCCGGGGCUUCUAGGGCCCCCCUCCGCCCCAGAGACUCGGCCGCCCCUGCUCCGGACCCGCGUCUCCUCUGUCCUCCAGAGAUUCAGCCUCCUCUCCUGGGACUCAGCCUCCCUUCCUCCUGGGAACUGAUAGCCCCGUCGUCUGUCCCCACUGACAUCCUCCUCCCUCCCCCUCGGGAGUCUCCCCGAGGUACCCGCAACUGCAGCCCGUCCCUGUUAGUCACUGUCCACAUCCCCGGGGACCUUUCCACCUCGAGACCCCUCCCCAGAGGACCGUCCCCAACCCAGUGACCUUCUAGAGAAUCUACCAUCUGUCUCCCUAGACAUCCAGGCUUGCCCUAUCCCUUACCACCCCGACCCCCUUCCUCUAGUGGAUCCCCCCACCAUCACCACCACCAGGGACCUGUACCCCAGGGUCUCAGAACCUAGCCCUCCCUGGGGGACCUUUGAAGGAGGCUGAUCCGUUCCAGAAUGUCCCCAAUCUCAGCCCUUCUCCCCAGCCCUCAGGGAGCUCUGUUCAGCCCCCGGGGGCGGGGCGGAGGAACAGGUAGGUGCGUGCAGAAGGGGGCCACACCUUCCCUGAUUUCUCCACUCAGGCCCUUGGGAGGACACUAAUUCUCGAGGCUUGGAGAAGGGAGGGGAGAAGUUUGGGGUUUCAGAGCUGGAGGAGGCACAUUUGAACCUACAACUUCUCACAUUCCAGCGCCCCCACUCGCCUCCACUACCUCUGAGAGCCCAGCCAUGCCUUGGAAGGGGGGGGGCUGUGUGUAUAUACAGUGUGUUUGGGGGAGGGAGGACGCGGGAGGGUGCAUGUCUUGGGGAAAGGGGGUGACAGACUUUCCUUUUGUGAGGGCAGCAGACUCCCCCAGCCAUGAGAAUUGGCUUUGGGAAGGUGGCCAGGCAUCAAAGGGAGUCCAGCCAUCUCCCCUGACAAUCUAGAAGGCUCAUUUUGCCCUCAGUGCCAGCCAAUCCGGGCAGGACCCUCGAAGAGGAGACCGAGGGUCCCAGAGGACCAAUGCUACAAGCCAGCAAAUGCUGCCACAUCUCUGCCUGAUGGGGAGCAGGGGUGGAUGGGAGGGUGGGACUGGGGCCAGGGGGUCUGGGUGGGCAUUUUUAACUUUGGAGGCCACCCAUCUGUUGGUAGUCCAUCUGCAUUUUCUUACUGUUGUUUCCUGCCCGAAGGACACACUUGGGGUGUGCAGAGUGCUGCCCACUGCUUGGGACCCUGAGGAUCACCCUGCAACCCCCAUAACACCCUGCUUCCCACAGGUUUUUAGCGUUCUAUCGUCCUGUUGUGCAUCACCCCAACAUCCCAGCCCUGUUUCCCACUCCCCUUUCUCUACUCCUAGCUCAUCAGCACCAGUCGCUGUCUCUUCUCUGUGAUUUCUGUAAAAGUUGCCAUAAAAAUUUGAAAUUCUGCCUGAAAAACAGCCUUCCCGUGAGAAGUUGGGAUUCUAGAGGAGGGAGCUAAUGAGGUCUCUGACUGAGACUUGGGCAACUGUGGAACAGACCAGGUACUCUGGGUUUUUCCACGCCCCCGGUCCUCCGCAGGACACCCACAUGCACCAGCCACCCUGAAAGUUCACCUUUGCUUCCCGUAGCCACUCCCCCGCUCACCACCCAGUUUUCCCUAGCCACGCCUCCAACGACCACCCAGUUUUUCCUAGCCAUGCCCCCACGCCUCACCCGGGAGCUUUCUUAGCCACGCCCCUAUUCCCCCAGCCGCAAACUAUUCCUUUUCACUGGGCAUCCUGGGAACACAAAAGAGGAGGACCCAGAUUUGCCUGAUCAGAGGAGCUGGGGUUGAUGGGAGUUUCCUGAAUAAAGCAAGUGAUUUUCUCAGAAUCCUGA